UUCGUCAAGGUAUACCUCAGAUCCCAGCGAUUGCCUCCUACCUAGGUAGCUACCUAUCAACAUUGGAUCCAAGUGAAAAUUUCCACCGUCGCCAACUUUUCACCCUGCACCAUGGCAACUGAUAACUCUGGCCCUCCUCCGGCGAAAAAGAGGAAAACCAAAAAUAAGGCAGACCCAAAUGCUAUUACGAUAGGGGGGAAAACAAUUUCCCUUGAAGGGUAUCUCACAGCGCCCUCAAAGGCUGUGCCUGUAGCCUCAACAUCAGCAUCAGACAGCCCAACGGCCCCUACAGCCACCCCUUCAGCUGCCCCUGUCGCUACCACAGAAGUAAAGAAGCAAAGGCCAGAGCACAAGAAGCCUCCUAGAGGGCGCGAUGCAAGCGCUUGGUCCCGGACUCGGGAUGAUCCAAAACUGCUCAAGACACGCAAAGAGCUUCCGAUAUGGCAGUAUCGCGAGGACAUUCAGAAGGCCCUGCGAAAGUCCGGCAGCGACGUGCUCGUGCUAGUGGGUGAGACAGGUUCUGGAAAAAGUACUCAGGUUCCUCAAUUUCUCUAUCAGGAGCCCUGGUGUAGGCGUCAAAAGAUCAAGAUCGCCGGCUCAGAUGACGAGAUUUCAGUGGGUGGCAUGGUCGCAAUCACGCAGCCUCGACGAGUCGCCGCGACAACUUUGGCUCAUCGUGUUUCUCAAGAAGCCGGGACUCCUCUAGGGAAAGGACGACGAGAUGGCUUGGUCGGUUACUCGGUUCGAUUUGACCACCAGGUCCCGAAGGGAUCAAGGAUCAAAUUCUUGACUGAGGGUAUGUUGCUUCAGGAACUUUUGCGGGAUCCCAAUCUCAGCAGCUACAGCGCUAUCGUGGUCGACGAAAUUCAUGAACGCAGCCUUGAUGUCGAUCUACUUGUUGGUUUCCUGAAGCAGAUUCUUGCAAGCGACUUGUCUGGCCGCGGGGGCGUCCCGCUCAAGGUGAUCAUCAUGAGUGCGACAGCAGAUGUGGAGGGCAUUCAAGAGUUCUUCAAGGAUGUGCGACCAAAGAUCGAGGGCGAGAGCACACUGCAGGUUCUUAAGAUCAAGGGACGACAGUACCCUGUCACAGUUCACCAUGAACCGCGACCUGUACCCGACAUCCAGGACGCCCUUCUCAAGACGAUAUACAAGAUACACUUGCAAGAGCAGCUCCCGGGAGAUAUCCUUGCUUUCCUGACUGGCCAGGAAGAGAUUGAAGCUGCCCAAAAGCUGAUUGAGGAAUAUGCAGAAACUCUUGCCUCUAACGUCCCCAAGAUCAAGGUGUUCCCUUUGUAUGGUCAACUCUCGAUGGACGCACAGCGCGAGGCCUUCUUACCUGUCAAGACUCCUUUUACGCGUAAGAUCGUGCUGGCGACAAAUAUUGCUGAAACAUCAGUCACUGUUCCCGGAGUCAGAUAUGUGGUGGAUUGCGGUAAAGCAAAAGUGAAGCAAUACCGAGCACGCCUGGGCAUGGAAUCUCUUCUCGCGAAACCUAUCUCGAAAUCUUCCGCUGUGCAACGGACUGGUCGAGCAGGCCGCGAGGGACCCGGAAAGUGCUUUAGAUUAUACCCAGAAUCAGCCUUCAAGACACUGCAAGAUUCCGAUCUUCCUGAGAUUCUUCGAAACGACGUCUUGGGAGCAGUUCUGACCAUGAAGGCACGAGGAAUCCAGGAUGUCCUUGCUUUUCCUCUCAUGGAUCCCCCAGAGACAGAAGCAAUCGAGAAAGCUCUAAUUCACUUACAUUUCCUUGGCGCUCUCAAUGAUGAUGGCACUAUCACGAGGACUGGUGAAAUAAUGGCCCGCUUUCCUAUUUCUGCGCCUUUGGGGGCUGUUUUGCUUGCUGCUGCGGAUCCCGAGUUUGAUUGUGUGGUCGAGGUGAUCGACAUAAUUUCCUGUAUCACAUCUGGAGAGGAUAUAUUCCUGAGUAUCCAGUCUGAGCAGGCCCAAGAAGAGGUGGAAACCUUCAGAAAGGAGCUCCAACGCCGCGAGGGAGACAUCAUCACAUAUCUUACCACCAUCCAACAAUACACCGCAGAGAACGCAAACAGAGUGGAUUGGUGCAAGCAACGAAAGAUCAACAUGAGAAACAUGAAACAGGCUCUGAACAUUCGAAGGCAGCUUCGGGGUAUGUGUCUCAAGGAGAAGCUCCUGAAUGAGGCUCCGCCGGCUGACCCCCAACCAUUCGUGCCCAUCUCUCCAGAACGUGCUGAGCAAGUCCUCAAGUGUUUCUUGAGAGGCUUCGCUCUGAAAACUGCUAUGCUGUCUCCCGACGGCAGCUUUGUCACGAUCCAAGGCAAACACGUCGUUGCCAUCCAUCCUGCCAGCGUAUUACAUGGGCAGAAGAAAGAAGCCAUCAUGUUCCUCGAGCAUGUCUACACGAAUAAGAAUUAUGCCAAGAAGGUCAGCGCCAUCCAAGCUACAUGGAUUGUUGAAGCAAUGGGAGGCAGGUAGAUAUUUAGUGGUGUUAUUUGUUUAGUAAAGGCAUGCUUGUAGUUAAUACAUCGGAAAAGGUUUGGUCUAUAUAGUGUACAAACUUUUGAGGAAUAUCCGUACAUGUCCAAGUUAGUAACAUGAGCAAAACGUUGAG
This is a messenger RNA of Fusarium verticillioides 7600, 2587 nucleotides long. RefSeq lists its product as hypothetical. The transcript has a single exon. Gene Ontology annotation, molecular function: ATP binding; RNA binding. The record is from RefSeq and is a predicted model, not a curated record. Lineage: Eukaryota; Fungi; Ascomycota; Sordariomycetes; Hypocreales; Nectriaceae. The coding region runs from base 112 to 2451 and encodes 779 amino acids. Gene Ontology annotation, cellular component: intracellular anatomical structure; catalytic step 2 spliceosome.